Messenger RNA from Sporothrix schenckii 1099-18, 282 nucleotides. RefSeq lists its product as uncharacterized. The coding region runs from base 1 to 282 and encodes 93 amino acids. The record is from RefSeq and is a predicted model, not a curated record. The transcript is spliced from 2 exons. Lineage: Eukaryota; Fungi; Ascomycota; Sordariomycetes; Ophiostomatales; Ophiostomataceae.
AUGAACGAUGCCAAGUCCUUGCACCAGACUUGCUCGUCUCGCGGCAGUCUUUCACGGUGGCAGGACGGCGAUGCCAAGGUUGACGAGGUCCCACCGGUGGCGUUUGUGAAGACAAGGCAAGGGACGUCAAAACUACUUAAGAGCCAAUCAUCGUCCACCGUAAACUAUGACAGCAUGCGGCAUCCAAAGUACGUGACAGCUGGGGUCGUAAAACGAGGACACAUAAAGCAACCAAGAGCAUGUUGGGCUGAGGGCCACAAGGGCACGAAAGAGGAGACCUAG